Molecule: messenger RNA, 1111 nt
Organism: Oncorhynchus nerka (sockeye salmon)
Lineage: Eukaryota; Metazoa; Chordata; Actinopteri; Salmoniformes; Salmonidae
Product: epidermal growth factor receptor kinase substrate 8-like
Biological process (GO): regulation of Rho protein signal transduction; positive regulation of ruffle assembly; Rho protein signal transduction
Cellular component (GO): ruffle membrane; vesicle; plasma membrane
Molecular function (GO): actin binding
Source: RefSeq, a predicted model, not a curated record
AUGAUUCUGAAGAGUGACGGGGUCAUCCCGCCGCCCCGCGGCGCGCCUCGAGCCCCCGCCACCCUCACCCAGGUGGACGUGAGGAGUCGUGUGGCAGCCUGGUCAGCCUGGGCGGCGGAGCAGCAGGACUAUGAUAAACAGCCUCAGUAUUCUGACCAGAAUGAACCUUCGGAGAUGAUGGCUACCAGAGUGGAUCGAGACGUGCAAAUCUUGAACCACAUUCUGGACCACAUCGAGUUCUUCGUGACCAAACUGCAGAAAGCGGCUGAGGCCUUCAACGAGCUCUCUAAGAGGAAGAAAUCUAAAAAGAACAAGAAGAAGGGACCCGGAGAGGGAGUGCUAACACUGCGAGCCAAGCCUCCCACUCAGGAGGAGUUUGUUGACUGUUUCCAGAAGUUCAAACAUGCCUUCAACCUGCUGGGGAAGUUGAAGUCCCACAUCCAGAACCCCAGCGCUGAUGAUCUGGUCCACUUCCUGUUCACACCACUCAGGAUGGUGAUCCAGACCUCUGGAGGGACAGAGCUGGCUAAGAGCGUGGUGGUUCCUCUGUUGACCAUAGAGGCUAUAGACUUCCUGCACUCAGCUGGGACGGCAGAGGAAAGACACCUGUGGGUUGCCCUGGGGGAGGGGUGGACCAAGUGCAGGUUGGAGUGGCCUAAGGACCACUACUUCCCUCCGUGUACGCUGCAGUUCCGUGAUGGUUGGGAACCUCCCAUGAUGCCGUUCGUCCCCCAAUCACGAGAGGCAGAGCUGAAUCAGCUGACCCAGACCCUCGCCCACUCUGAGAUCCUUAGACAGGAGGAGAUGGUUCACAGGCUGUCUACUGAGCAUCCGGGUGUACAGGACUUCCCGUCUUCACAAGGGUAUGCAUUGGACAACAAGGCCUACAAACGCAUGCACCUCUCGGACCAGGGCAUGGCCGUGCAGGCCUUCAACCAGGCCGUCUCACGACACGUAGACCGGAACUACGAGGCCCACGGCAGCAGAGGUCAGCCAAAACGGUUUGCCAAAUCCAAGUAUGACUUUGAGGCCAGAAACAACACAGAGCUGUCAUUGGUACAGGACGAGGUUGUGGAGGUAAGGAACGGUUAACCCAAACAUUUAACACGAA